AUGGGGAGCUCACUCACCUUCUCUGUUUUUCUCGAUGGGCUGCCGGAUGCCUUUAGCAACUCAGAGGAAGAGAAUGCCGAAGACAAGGUGGACAACAAUGACCCGGAGCAGAUCUUCCAGAACAUCCAGUUCCAGAAGGAGAUCAUGGCCAACAUCCGUUGCCGACCGUGGCCGAUGAGGCAGAAACUCAAGGCGUUACGCCAAGCGAAAGAAAUUGUGUUGAAGUACGAAGGUCGACUGACUCGGACGAGAGGCUACCAGGCAGCCGGAGCAGAGCUGUGGCGAAAAUUUGUUCGGCUUGCAUACAACUUUAUGGUCGUCUUUAUUCCCUGGGAGAUGAGAAUAAAGAAAAUAGAAAGUCAUUUCGGUUCCGGAGUUGCUUCGUACUUCAUUUUCCUGAGGUGGCUGUUUGGAAUUAACAUUGUCCUCACCAUCAUGACGGGAGCCUUUGUUGUUUUGCCAGAGAUUCUGGCUGGAGACCCUUUUGGCAGCACGCCCAGUAAACGGAUCCCUCCGGGACAACUGCAGUCUGCGCAGGACUUGGACACCAUCUGGUCUUUGGGGGGUUAUCUCCAGUACUCUGUCUUAUUCUACGGCUACUAUGGCCAGGCUAGGAAGAUUGGGACAGCUGGUUACCGCCUCCCUCUCGCCUACUUCCUUGUCGGGAUGGCUGUCUUUGCCUACAGUUUCAUCAUCCUCUUAAAGAAGAUGGCCAAAAACUCACGGCUGAGCCUAGCAAGCGCCUCGGAUGAGAACUACACCUUCUGCUGGAGGGUCUUCUGUGCCUGGGACUACCUCAUCGGCAACCCGGAAGCGGCAGAGAGCAAAGCCGCCGCCAUAGUCAACAGCAUCCGGGAGGCUAUUCUGGAAGAGCAAGAAAAAAAGAAAAACACAAACAUGGCAGUGACAAUAAGCUUAAGGAUCAUUGCGAACAUCUUGGUUCUCCUCCUGCUCGCUGGAAGCAUUUAUAUCAUUUAUUUUGUGGUGGAUCGAUCCCAGAGGUUGGAGCGAACCAAAGACAGGCUGACUCUCUGGGAAAAGAAUGAGGUGAGUGUUGUCGUUUCUCUCAUCACCAUGGUGGCGCCUUCGGCUUUUGAGCUGGUCGCUGCUUUAGAGAUGUACCAUCCCCGAACCACUCUACGCUUCCAGCUGGCCAGAGUUCUUGUCUUAUACUUGGGAAACCUCUACAGCCUCAUCAUUGCCCUCCUGGACAAAGUGGACAGCAUGAGUAUUGCUGAUUCUAAUGUUCACAACAAUGGAAGUCAUGCUGUGGAAACCACCACUUUCUUAGCUACAAAAAUCUUCCUGGGGAACAACUUUUCUGCAAACAUUCCCAGUAUGCAGGUCAUAACAAACGGCACCUUCCCUCUGGCUGAGAAUCAGACCCAUAGUUACGCCCUGUCUACCAACCUGGUGGCAGCCAACAGGACAUCAGAUUCUGAAUCCAGCACCCAAAACCACCAAGAUCAGUGCUGGGAGACUUACGUUGGACAGGAAAUGUUGAAGUUGUCCAUUAUAGACAUGCUGUUCACAGUGGCAAGCAUUCUGCUGAUUGAUUUCUUCCGCGGGCUUUUUGUCCGAUACCUCAGCGACUGCUGGUGCUGGGAUUUGGAAAGCAAAUUUCCUGAAUAUGGAGAAUUCAAGAUUGCAGAAAAUGUCCUACAUUUGGUCUACAAUCAAGGGAUGAUUUGGAUGGGAGCGUUCUUUUCUCCUUGCCUCCCAGCGUUCAACGUUCUCAAGCUGAUUGGGCUUAUGUACCUGCGGAGCUGGGCCGUGCUCACGUGUAACGUCCCCCACCAGCAGGUCUUCCGAGCCUCAAGAUCUAACAACUUCUACCUGGCGAUGCUGCUUUUCAUGCUGUUCUUGUGCAUGCUUCCCACCAUCUUUGCGAUCGCUCGCUAUAAGCCAUCUCUAAACUGUGGUCCAUUUAGCGGGCAGGAAAAGAUAUACGAUAUUGUGUCUGAGACCAUCAGAGCUGACUUUCCCGUCUGGUUCAACAAGGUGAUGACAUACUUGAGCAGUCCUGUAGUGGUCCUUCCGGCUUUGUUACUUCUCUUCAUGCUGAUUUAUUACCUGCAAAGCAUUGCAAGAUCGUUAAAAUUCACUAACACUCAACUAAGGAUGCAGAUUCAGAAUGAAAGAAGUGAAGAUAAGAAAAAAGUCCUCAAAAUGGCAGUAGCCAGAAUCCAAACGAUAGACGGCCUGGACAAAAGGCCGGAGCCAGAGAGCAAGGUCGUAAGCCGGGAGUCCUCCGCUCGGUCAUCAAGUCUGAGGAAGAACGGCAGCGUGGUGAAUUUUGAGUCUCCCAAAGCCAGCCACAUCCAGACCGUCUCUCAGUCGGUCCCACAGGUUGAGGUUCCUAAGCCGGCCAGCCCGGCCCCAGCCGACGUAACCCCUCCCACUCUGGCCCCCGUGGCGGCCGCACCCCUCGCUCCAGUUCCUCCUCUUCCCACACCGUCUCUCCCGACCCCACCUCUUCCUGCUGGGCAGAAGUCUAGAACGGAACCAGCUCCCAACAGAAGGGAUGUCCCGAAAGUGAACAAUAUGGAUGGAAAGACGCCUCACCCUCUCUCCCUCUUGCACCCUAGAUACCUAAGCUCCGCCCACGGGAGCGCUAGCGACCUCUGCAGGGCAAAAGCUUACACUCCCGUGAAGUUCAGGAAGCGUGCAGAAGAUGCUCACUCCGAACCCCUCUUCAGGAAGAGCCUCCGUCAGAUCAACCCCGAGGUCUGCCCUGCCUCUGGGGCUCCCCCUUUUGCCGGCCGCCGUGCUCACACCGCCAGGUACUUCGUUGUCAACGAACACCAUCCCCGCAAGAAAAUUGUCCGCUCCACCACGCGGCUGCCAAGGAAUUACCGCAUGGACGAGUCGGGCGACGUCGUUGAGCUGUAUCCCAGGAACAUCCGGAGGUACUUGGUUCGAAUGCCCCAUCGGCUGUACUCGCCUCAUUACAGUGAAGAGGAAGAGGAGGAGGAAUUAAGGAGAGUUGUGGGCGGUAGAUCUCACCGCCCGCGGUCCCUCUCGGAUCUACGAGCCUCGCCUCGCUUCUUCAUCGGGGACCGUGGGAACAACCAGGUCCUUACGAGCAAGUCGUUGGCCCAAAUGCACUACAAAUCCUGGGAAGAUGGGUUUGGGCUUCCUUUCGAUGGCCCUCCACACACGCACCGGAGGAUUCACGUGAAGAACAUCGAGCUGGAUGAACCCUACCCAGGACACCACACGAAAGUGAAAGCCAAGCACCAGCCUGAACCUUCUCCCACGGAGUCCGAGUCGGCGUCCGUGGGAUCCAGCAGUGACCAGCCGACAAGCGGUAAUGAUCAGUACAUCCAGGUCAUUCACAAUAAAGAGAAGUACCUGAAAUCCGGAGGGAAGCUGAUCCGGAAGACGUCCAAGACAGGUGUCGACUUCAACAUGGCCAAAACAAAUGAACUGAUAUGUUCGAAUGUCUAGAAGAGGCGGGAAAGGCUGCAUUGCCAUAUCCUUAGGAAUUAGAACCUUCUCAGAGUUUCAUCCCCUGGCUAAGUAGUCAAAUGUUUUGGCGGUGUUUAAAAAUCCAUUGAAGCAAAGAGGAUGCUUCAC
Messenger RNA from Pogona vitticeps (central bearded dragon), 3579 nucleotides. NCBI's taxonomy places the organism in Eukaryota, Metazoa, Chordata, Lepidosauria, Squamata, Agamidae. The record is from RefSeq and is a predicted model, not a curated record.